Molecule: messenger RNA, 2662 nt
Organism: Ochotona princeps (American pika)
Lineage: Eukaryota; Metazoa; Chordata; Mammalia; Lagomorpha; Ochotonidae
Gene: TRIM38
Product: tripartite motif containing 38
Exons: 7
Coding region: 162-1559 (465 amino acids)
Molecular function (GO): zinc ion binding; protein binding
Source: RefSeq, a predicted model, not a curated record
CCCCGGCCUGCACCUGCGGGGGCGCGGGGCGGGGCGGAGGGAGCGGGCGUUCCUCAUGCCGCGCCCUUUCUCGCCCUCCUCAGCUUUCGGUUUCUUCGGAAGCCCUCGCUUCGGACGGGCUGGGAUUUUCGCUCCAGUAUUGAAGCUUUUUAGGAGGAGCCAUGGCCUCAGCCCCCAGCACCAAGAGGAUGAGGGAGGAAGCCACCUGCUCCAUCUGCCUGAACCUAAUGAUGGAUCCAAUGAGUGUCACCUGUGGACACAGCUACUGCUGCAGAUGCAUCACAGAUUUCCUUAAUAACCUGAGGCAGCUCCAACAUCUGCAGAAGGUAUUCCCUUGCCCCCAGUGUCGAGCCCUGUGUUCCAUGGAAAGUCUCCGGCCCAACAAGCAGCUGGGAAACCUCAUUGAAGCCAUCAAGGAGAUGGAACAGGGGAUAUCAUGUGGUGAGCACGGGGAGCAGCUGCAGCUGUUCUGUGAGGACGAUGGCCAGCUUAUCUGCUGGCGCUGUGAGCGGACAUCAUAUCACCAAGGGCACACCACAGCCUUGGUGGAGGACGUGUGCCAUGGCUACAGGGAAAAGAUCCAGAAAGCUGUGGCACAGUUAAAGAAACUCGAAGAGGAGUGUAUGGAUCAGAAGAAAUUCAUGACCAUGCAAAUAACUAAAUGGAAGGAGAAGAUAGAGACUCGAAGACAGAAGAUCCGGUGUGAUUUCGAGGCUCUCCAGAUGUUUCUUCAAAAAGAGCAGACAUCUUACCUCUGGAGGCUGGAGAAAGAGGAAAAGCAGCUUUUGAGGAAGCUGCGGGAUGGGGAAGCCAGUCUGGAGAAGCAGAGCCAGGAACUCAGGAACCACAUCCAGGGGCUGGAGGAAAGAUGUCAGGGUCCACCCCAGACACUGCUGAAGGAUGUGAAAGAUACUCUGGACAAGAGCUGGGCUGUGAAGCUGGAAGCACCAGAGACCUUCGUUUUGGAGGUCCUUACUACGUGCAAUGUUUCUGAGCUUUACUUUGAUGUGAAGAAAAUGUUAAAGAGCAAUCAAGUCAGUGUGACUCUGGAUCCAGCUACAGCUCAUCGUGAACUGACUCUGUCUGAAGACCGGAGACAAGUGACCCGUGGAUGGCCCCAGGAGAAUAUCGAGCCCUCUCCCAGGAGAUUUAGUACCUUACCCUGUGUCCUGGGCUACGAGGGCUUCAGCUCUGGAAAGCACUUCUUUGAAGUGGAUGUCGGAGAAGGAACAGGGUGGGAUUUGGGAGUCUGUGUGGAAAGUGUGCCGAGGGGUUCUGGCAUAAAGCAGAAGCCUCAGUGUGGAUUCUGGGCCAUCAGGUUGUGCAGAAGGAGAGGCUAUAUUGCACUUACCUAUCCCCCAACCCCUCUUUUUCUGAAUCCUCAGCCCUUGGUGGUGGGAGUUUUUCUGGAUUGUGAGGCCGGCCUUGUAUCUUUUUACAAUAUGACUACAGGUGUGCACAUCUUCACCUUCCCCAAGACCUCCUUCUCUGAUACUGUCCGACCCUAUUUCCAGGUGUAUCACUGUUCUCCUUUGUUCCUGCCUCCCCCAGGUGAAUAGGAAAAUGAGCAGGGAGUAUAAUUUAGAUACCGUAAGGGCAGAAAUCUGACCUCUUACCUUGCACAAUGAUGGGCUUUUAGUGGAUACUUAAUAAGCCUGCUCUGGAUUAACGGAUAUUUAGACUAUUAAGAUGCCACAAAAGAUCAGCCCACACUGAGGGAAAGCAAGAUAACAGUGACAAUCAUAGGCUGCCUGCCCCAUCCAGCCCUCUUCCAUGGGCCCAGGGCUUUGGCUUCGCAAGGGUCCUUGAGCAGGGUGCCCCCAAAGUUAGGAAACCUUCCAGGUUAUUUGGUACCAUUGUAGUUUGUAAGGAUGGGGAAAGGAAAACUAGAGGAAGCUAUGGUUGUCUCGCCCAGUGCAUAAAAGAGCAGGGAAAUGAAAAAAAAAAAAAGGCAGCAGUUGUCCCAAGCAUGCACAGGUGCAAUAAUCCUCUGAGCUGCAGUCCUGAAGGCUGCCAGAUCCCAGGAGCUUCCCUGGGAAAGAUUCAAUAUAUAAGAAGUUAAAAUUGCCAAAGAGAGAAGGAGGUUGAUAUUUGCCACACUGUGCUAGAGCCAGCUAUCUUGAAGUACUUCUUUCUCAGUAAGUAGUUGUUGCUGGAAUGAUUGUGGGCAGUGUUAACAAUGGUUUGGAUAUGAUGUAAAUAGACCUUAACUAUUUAAAAGUCUCUUCUAACAAGUACAUUUUAAUAAAAUCAAAUUAUUGUACCUGGGUAUCCUAAGGACAAGCCCGUAGUCAAGUGAGCCGAAGCAUAAGCAGUGUUAAUGAUGACGAAAACUACAGCACAUAGUUCUAAUUCAGAAUUGAUACCAAAGCUGAUAGUUACCGGUCUUAGUAUCCUCUGUCAUCUGUUUAAGUUAAAAGAAAUGAGGUGGUUUCUAGCUGUCAGACAUGCUUCAGUCUCUACCUCUAUCCAAAUGGACAACACAGGAGAAGCCAAAUGACCACCCAAAUACCCCAUCUGAGACAAAAUAAUAGCAUAUAAAUUAGUCAAGCUGCCACCUUCCACCCCACCUACCACUGACCCUCUGCCCUACCACACACAUACCAGGAAGGGCAGGAGAAAACACUUGAGACUUGUACCUGGAGACAGUAUCAGGGAAAUC